AUGUGGGCAAAGACAGUUACAGGAAAUUUUGCCAAGGUGAUUCAUGGUUUGAAUGCAAAUCAGUUGACAGAUCAAGUAAUUCAGAGAAGUAAGCGAAUGAUUCUGGAUACUCUUGGAGUAGGGCUUCUGGGUACCAGCACUGAGGUCUGCCACAGAGUGGCACAGUACAGCAAGAUCUACAGCUCAGAUUUAUCCAGUACCAUCUGGGGCCACUUGGAUUUCCGACUGCCUCCUCUGUAUGCAGCUUUUGUGAAUGGAGUGGCUGUGCACUCGAUGGACUUUGAUGACACCUGGCAUCCAGCCACACACCCAUCCGGGGCUGUGCUCCCUGCAGUGAUUGCACUCUCAGAGGCCUUCCCUCAGAAGAAAAAAAUCUCGGGUCUUGAUCUGCUCUUAGCUUUCAAUGUGGGAAUCGAAGUGCAAGGCAGGUUGCUGCACUUCUCCAGAGAAGCCAGGAAUAUUCCAAGGAGGUUUCACCCACCGGCUGUGGUUGGUACGAUGGGGUGUGCAGCAGCUUGUGCUAAACUGCUAGCUCUUGACCAGCUGGAAUGUAAAAAUGCCUUGGCUAUUGCUGCCUCCUAUGCAGGUGCCCCACUGGCUAAUGCAGCAACCCAAAUAAAGCCCCUCCAUGUUGGGAAUGCUGCCAAGCACGGACUGGAAGCAGCUUGCUUAGCUUUACAGGGCCUUCAAGGAAACAAACAGAUCUUGGACAUGGAGUCAGGGAUGGGUGCCUUUUAUACAGAUUACAACCCACAGACUCUGCCAACCCUGCAGUCCUACCCCUGGCUCUUGGACCAGCAAGAUGUGGCCAUCAAAUGCUUUCCUGCUCAUCUUGCAACACACUGGGUAGCUGAUGCAGCAUCUUCUGUUAGGAGGAAGCUCAUAGAGAGCAGUGAGAACUUGCUCCCCCUUGAUAAAAUUGAGAAAGUCAUUCUCAAAGUCCCUGAGGUCAAAUACGUGAACAGACCCAGCCCAGCCUCAGAGCAUGAAGCACGACACUCCUUCCAGUUUGUUGCGUGCUCGGCUUUGCUGGACGGCAGCAUGUCAGUCCGGUCCUUCGCCAGUGAGAACAUUCACCGCCCGGCCUUGCGGGAGCUCCUCUGCAAAACACAGCUGGAGCACCCUCCUGACAACACCCCCAGCUUCGACAGCCUUUACUGCGAAGUGAGCGUCACGCUCCGGGAUGGCAACACCAUCAGCGACCGCUGCACCACCUUCUACGGGCACUGGAGGAAACCUCUGGAAAAGGAAGACUUGGAGAAAAAGUUUCAAUCCAAUGCGCACGGCAUCCUGCCCACAGAAGCCAUGGAAGGCAUUAUAGAGACCGUGUACAACCUGGAAAAAGUAGAGGACUGUUCCGUAUUAAGUACAUUUCUAUCAGGACAGUCUGGUAGAGCACGUCCAGAGAAGCUGCGCUUUCUUUGA
Molecule: messenger RNA, 1425 nt
Organism: Onychostruthus taczanowskii (white-rumped snowfinch)
Lineage: Eukaryota; Metazoa; Chordata; Aves; Passeriformes; Passeridae
Gene: ACOD1
Product: aconitate decarboxylase 1
Exons: 5
Coding region: 1-1425 (474 amino acids)
Molecular function (GO): lyase activity
Source: RefSeq, a predicted model, not a curated record